GAAUUUCCGUUAAAUCGGGGACAAAUGCCUGACCUGGAUGAUGAAGACAGUAUCGUUUCCAAUCUCACAUGCAUUGGGGUUGUCGGUAUCGAAGACCCUGUACGCCCCGAGGUCCCUGCUGCGAUUCGCAAAUGUCAACGUGCUGGAAUCACUGUACGCAUGGUGACAGGUGAUAACAUCAACACGGCACGUUCCAUUGCAUCCAAAUGCGGUAUUCUGCGGCCUGGUGAUAACUAUAUCGUACUCGAAGGGAAGGAGUUUAAUCGUCGGGUUCGUGAUCCUCAAACCAACCGAGUUCGUCAGGAUCUCAUUGACCAAGUUUGGCCGCAGCUUCGCGUACUGGCUAGAUCUUCUCCUCAAGAUAAAUAUACCUUAGUCAGUGGUAUCAUCGACAGCCACAUAUCCUCCAGGCGGGAAGUGGUUGCUGUCACUGGAGAUGGUACAAAUGAUGGACCGGCUUUGAAGAAGGCCGAUGUUGGUUUCGCAAUGGGCAUUGCCGGUACAGAUGUGGCUAAAGAAGCCUCUGAUAUCAUUCUCACUGACGACAAUUUCACUAGCAUUGUCAAAGCAGUCAUGUGGGGUCGGAACGUCUACGAUUCAAUUUCGAAAUUUUUGCAAUUCCAGCUGACAGUCAACAUGGUGGCAAUCAUUGUGGCGUUUGUCGGUGCAUGUUUUAUCACAGUACGUCAUGACAGUCCACUGAAAGCUGUGCAAAUGCUUUGGGUUAAUUUGAUCAUGGACACCCUGGCAUCACUGGCCCUAGCCACGGAACUACCCACGGAAGAACUUCUCGAACGCGCUCCGUAUGGUCGAACAAAACCAAUCAUCAGCCGUAGUAUGAUCAAAAAUAUUGUCGGUCAAUCGUUGUAUCAAUUGGCUGUGAUCUUCUACCUGGUGUGGUAUGGUAACGGUCGAGGUCUGAGCGAGAAGGGCAUCAACCGACCGACGGAGCACUUUACAGCUAUUUUCAAUGCUUUCGUCAUGAUGACUCUGUUCAACGAGAUCAAUGCGCGCAAAAUACACGGCCAGAGAAAUAUUUUCUCCGGCUUGUUGAACAAUAUCCUGUUUGUGAUCAUCUGGUUGACUACAUUCAUUUUCCAGGUGAUUAUUAUUCAAUUCGGUGGCUAUGCAUUCAGCACUUCCCCUCUGGCUAUUGAACACUGGCUCUGGUGUUUGUUCUUCGGAAUCGGAUCACUUGUCUGGGGACAGGUAUGUUCCUUGCUCAAUGUAGUCACUGUUUUGUUACUAAACUAUUUUUUUAUUCACUUUGUAUUUAUUCCAACAUAUAAAAACCAAGAGUCCAAGUCAACUACAUGCAUCUUUUCGGAAGUCUAUCUACACUGUCACUUAGGAUAUACAAUAGACAGUAAAAAUACUGCAGAACUUUGA
Molecule: messenger RNA, 1389 nt
Organism: Echinostoma caproni
Lineage: Eukaryota; Metazoa; Platyhelminthes; Trematoda; Plagiorchiida; Echinostomatidae
Source: the annotation of a GenBank genome assembly